AUGGAGAACAGUAACAAGAGACCAUUAGAAGAUUUAUGUCAAUAUCCACACACAGAACCAAAGAAAUCUAAAGCGGCUCAAGUCACAACAAUAACAACACAUCCUAAAUCCUCAAAGGCAAUUGUUGGUUUCCAAGAUUUACCCGAUAAGGUUAUCAUGCAUUUAUUUAAAUAUCUAUCACAUGAUGAUAUUGCCAAAAUGGCACUGAUAUGCCCUUAUUUGUUAAGAGCUAAUCAUGAAUGGACUGUAUUUGAAAAACCAAGAUUAGAAGACUUUGAAAAAUCUAUGGAAGAUAUAUACUUGAGGUACUUUAACAAGGAUACCACUGAAUUUUUUUUAUCGUAUUAUGAUGUUAACAUGUUCCAUGAUUAUUCAGUUUCUGAAAAAUUGUUAAUACAAUUGCCAACAAAAUGCCCAGAAUUACUCCAUUUAACGUUAACAAAUCAAGUACUUGAUGCUGGUGAAAUAAGUGUGAAGAUUUUGCCUCGAAAAUUAAAAACGCUGACAAUUGAUAAUACAACUAUUGAAAACGUUCCAGACAGUUCUUCAUAUUUACGCGAUAUAAGCAAAGCUUGCCCAGAUCUAGAGCGAAUUAUAAUGACAAACAACGAUUGGGUUUUGCCAGAUUGUAUACGAGCAUUGUCCAAGCUGGAACGUUUAAGCUACUUAAGUCUUGCAGGUUGCAAACAUCUUUAUAACUGUAUUCCAUAUAGAUAUAUUAAUAAUAUAACUGCAUUCAAAUCUUUACAGACACUUGAUUUGCGUUUUACUCCAGUAAGUGAUAGGGAACUUGCUUGCUUUAAAGGAUUAGCGACUUUGAAAAAUGUUUUUUUGGAAAGCCCCGAGAAUAUAAACUACAAGAUCUAUGAAACAAUUACUGAUUUCGGUUUGGAAAAAUUGUGUUCUGCUUAUUCUGCUUUCCGCUAUCCAUACUUGCCAAAUGUGUUGGGCUAUCGACUUGAUCAAAGUUGCAGUAUUGAAACCUUAUAUGUCCGCAAAUAUCCAAAAGUCUCCGAUCAGUUUUUAAAAUCUUCUGCCAUACAUUGUCCAUACCUGAAAUUAUUAGACAUUAAAGGAUCAGGUUGCACUUCAGCAGAAAUUGAAAAUUUUAAAGCAAAUAGUCCUAGUACGAAGGUAAUAUACUGA
This is a messenger RNA of Macrosiphum euphorbiae (potato aphid), 1146 nucleotides long. Lineage: Eukaryota; Metazoa; Arthropoda; Insecta; Hemiptera; Aphididae. The record is from the annotation of a GenBank genome assembly.